Messenger RNA from Loxodonta africana (African savanna elephant), 10788 nucleotides. RefSeq names its product ring finger protein 41 (gene RNF41). The coding region runs from base 979 to 1932 and encodes 317 amino acids. Gene Ontology annotation, cellular component: endoplasmic reticulum tubular network. The record is from RefSeq and is a predicted model, not a curated record. Gene Ontology annotation, biological process: protein ubiquitination. The transcript is spliced from 7 exons. NCBI's taxonomy places the organism in Eukaryota, Metazoa, Chordata, Mammalia, Proboscidea, Elephantidae. Gene Ontology annotation, molecular function: ubiquitin protein ligase activity.
UCAGGGAACUCCUUGAGCGUUCGAGGAGCCAUCGUGGAUACGGCAGGAGUGCGCCUGGGAGAGAGGUGGGCAAUUCGUUGGGCACCCCAGGUCAAAGCCUUGUCGUCAGACACUCCCCCAUUCCCCACCCCGCGACUGCCGUGUUGACUGCAGUAUCCACUCCCAUGACUCUGAGUCAUAGGGUAGGGAGGCUCCGGGAUGCUGACCACGGUUCUGGAAACGGGAGAGGGACAGAGCGCACGGCAGGUCACGCCGCAGGCCAGCCAUCCCACGACCAUCUCUCACCACGACGCAUCGGCCCUAGGGUACGGGACACGUACGCCCGUCCAAAGCGGAGUCUCGCCUUCCAGAGGCGUCUGUUCCCUCCACUCCCUUUCCUUCCCCUCCCUUCUCCCGUUCGGCCCCUGACGUUCACGCUGGGAAGAACACAGAAUUCUUCCUCCCAAGCGGUUCGUUGGGACCAUAAAGACUUCCGGUCUAGAGCGGAGGCCUGGCUAGCCUUCGUCCCUCCUCGUUGGUCGGUCAUGGCUUCCAGUCAGAGUCUGAGUUCAACAAAGAGGCGGAGUUUGGUGACGAGCUUCCGCCGGGUUGCGCAGCAGUAGUGGGCGGGGCAAGGGGUCUGUCUCGGACGGCGACAAGUGGUCAGAACCUUUUUCCCCCUCCUUCCCUUUCCCCUUCCCCUCCCGGGAGAGGCUGGGGCUGUCCCGUGGCUGCUGCGGCCUCAGCUCCAGCAGGGUCGGGGUACGGAGAGUCUAGACCGCUUCCAGGGCGAGUGCUCCUAAUUGUGACAUUACGUCUGCCCCCUUGGCGAUGAAGCUUGUCACCAGGAAGGAAGACUCUUUUGGAAAAUAGCCAACAAGAUGGGCUACUGGGAACGUCUCCUGAGUGGCACUGUGCGGAGGCAUCAGGGGGUUGGAGCCUUGUGAACAGGGAACCUGCCCCCAACACUUGGAAGGACCGGGGUUUCAGUGAUGAGACAUGGGGUAUGAUGUAACCCGCUUCCAGGGGGAUGUUGACGAAGACCUUAUCUGCCCUAUUUGCAGUGGAGUCUUGGAGGAGCCAGUACAGGCACCUCAUUGUGAGCAUGCUUUCUGCAAUGCCUGCAUCACCCAGUGGUUCUCUCAGCAGCAGACGUGUCCGGUGGACCGCAGCGUCGUGACGGUCGCCCACCUGCGCCCAGUACCUCGGAUCAUGCGGAACAUGUUGUCCAAGCUGCAGAUUGCCUGUGACAACGCUGUGUUUGGCUGCAGUGCUAUUGUCCGGCUUGACAACCUCAUGUCUCAUCUCAGUGACUGUGAGCACAACCCGAAGAGGCCUGUGACCUGUGAACAGGGCUGUGGCCUGGAGAUGCCCAAAGAUGAGCUGCCAAACCACAACUGCAUUAAGCACCUGCGAUCAGUGGUACAGCAGCAACAGACACGCAUUGCAGAGCUGGAGAAGACAUCAGCUGAACACAAACACCAGCUGGCAGAGCAGAAGCGAGACAUCCAGCUGCUCAAGGCAUACAUGCGAGCAAUCCGCAGUGUCAACCCCAACCUUCAGAACCUGGAGGAGACAAUUGAAUACAACGAGAUUCUAGAGUGGGUGAAUUCCCUGCAGCCCGCAAGAGUGACCCGCUGGGGAGGGAUGAUCUCAACCCCGGAUGCUGUGCUCCAGGCUGUAAUCAAGCGCUCCCUGGUGGAGAGUGGCUGUCCUGCCUCUAUUGUCAAUGAGCUGAUCGAAAAUGCCCAUGAGCGGAGCUGGCCCCAGGGUCUGGCUACACUAGAGACAAGACAGAUGAACCGGCGCUACUAUGAGAACUACGUGGCCAAGCGCAUCCCUGGCAAGCAGGCUGUUGUUGUGAUGGCCUGUGAGAACCAACAUAUGGGUGAUGACAUGGUGCAGGAGCCAGGGCUUGUCAUGAUAUUUGCGCAUGGCGUGGAGGAGAUAUAGGAGGUUGCAACGGGGCUAUCGGGACAAGAUGAAAACCAGAAAAUCCUGUCAUUCCACCAUCUGGGCCCUGUGUCCCCUCACCCCCACUCCAAACACCACGGCCUGUGGGCCACACAUCUCCCUGCUCAUCUGGCACUGAAGGUCCUGGGGCACUUAGCUCAGCCUUUCAGGUGGAAGAUUCACUCCUUUGGCCAUAUUUCUUCCCCUAAAAUGUCUGUAAAUGCUCAUCUGGUUGGGAGGGUCCCCACCUCUGUGUUUUCCUGCCUAGCGUCUGGUUCCAGAUAUUUUUCAGAAAGCACAAAGAGAUCUAUCUCCCCUAGAGGGUCAGGGUGGAGUGAGGGACCUGUAAUUGGCCCCCUCCUUCAAAACAGGGAAUCAGAGCAGGCAGGCCUGUUGACUCUAAGUACCACUUAGGGAGCAUCUCUGAGGAGUGGACAUCCUGAAUAAAUGGUAAGGGUGGAACCAAAACCCCAGCAAUAGUAGGGCCAGGUAGUAGUUGGCCACCACUGAUCUCCCUGUGCCAAUCAGGAUCCCCGUUCACUCCACCAUAAAGGUGCAGGCUCCUGCUGGUGUGCAGGCCCAGAUGAGCUCUUCACCGCUAUACUUUGAUGAUUUGAGAAUGACAGGGUUGGGGGUAGGGGUGAGUCUACUAGGGUUGAUAUCUCAGCAAGGAGCUGCUCUCUGGCUUUGGCUGAAGUAAGGUGGCACUGCCUCUGGCAGCACAGUCAGUAAUUGCCCCACACACCCCUCUCCAGCCCUAUGAUUGUAGUUAGUUCUUUUGAUAAUUUCCUUUGGCCAUUGUUUAUAUUUCACUUCCCCCACCCCCACACACACAUUUUUUAAGAAUGACCUGGUUAUAGCUACCCUCCUUUCCAGCCUGGCCACGUUGUUGGUAAUUUAAUUUAUUUACUUUUUUUUUUUUUUAACGAAAGGAAAAAGGAAAAAAAAAUCAACAAAACUUGAAACUUUUCUUUUGCUGUUCCUAUUGUGGGGAUUCUGGGUAGGGUGGGACAGGAAUGGGGUCUGUUUUAUACUUUUCCUUUUCAGCACAGCCUUUGCUUUUAACAUAGGAAGAGCCAAGGGAGUCCUUGGGUGAACAAUUGACGUUGGCCCCAAACCACAGUAACCCCAUCUGAGAUGAAGAGCUUCCUACAUGGCAGUGAUGGACGUGCCAGCCCAGCGUCAAUGCCUGUGCCCUUGGAGAACUUUGCGCCCAGUCCGCCCAGAGUCUCAUCCUAAGACUCUGGGUUUAGAGUAUUAAUUUUAAAGGCAGUCCCUCCCUUUUCCUUGCAGAUACAUAGCUGGCUUCUAAGCUUCACCAGGCAAGAUGGGGUAGAAAUUAUGUCUCUGGUCACCUCUGAGUAGAGGCUGUAUUCUGCCUCACCCACACCUCCUGAGGACUUUAGCUCCAUUUCUGGCUACCUGGGGCAUUCCUUGAUCCCUAGGGUGACUGGUAGACUUAGGGAAAGGGAAGGAUACUGGGUGUGAUUAUUUUAAUAUGCAGGUGGGACUGGGGUUGGGGAGAUGGAAAGGUUCCUCCCCACCAUACCAUAACAGAUUCUUCUCUCUUUGGAGCUUUAUUGCAGGCCAGCUUGCUGUAGGUCCGAGUAAUUGGGUCAUGCCUCCAUUGGGAUUAGGGUGAUGGGAUACAGCUUGAGGGGAUUAGGGAACAGUCAUGUGCUCCAGCCCCAGGACAUUGUGCUCAGGAAUUCGAAAACGCUGCUACACUUGGCCUGGACUGCAUCUCUUCCACCCUUCUCUGCCCCUGCCUGCCUUACCCAGGCCUUUGUUCCCUUGUCUCUCUGUCACCUGGAGCCAGGACGCUCAGUGAAGUCUUCCCUGCCCGUUGCACUAGUGUCUCUGCAGGUUGCUGGUUGUGUUGUAUGUGCUGUUCCAUGGUGUUGACUGCACUAAUAAUAAACCUUUUACUCAGCUCUAAAUUCUUAAUUCAACAUUCCUGCUCUUCUUGUGAAGUUUUCUCUGCUUUGGCCUUUCUCACCUUAAUUCCCCUUACUCCUUCCUUGCCUUGUAACCUACCCUUGCCUUAGAACAAACCCCUGUUAUAGGAGGAUGUCUGUCUGGGAGUAGUGUGCACCCCACAUCGGCAUUGCUCUGUGUACCCUCCUGCAUCCUUCCUGUCUCCUGUGGCAGCCAAAGCUCUCUGCCGUGAUCUGAAUUGUGUUCUUUAGGGGGCCUACCUUUGCCCCAGAUCCCAUGUCCCCCACAGGCACCUUUGCUUCUGACUGUAGGAUCCUAUCACAGUCAGGAAAGCUUCUACCCCCUUCUCCCAACUGUCUCCUAACCAAGAACACAGAUGUGAGGGAGGGAACCUGAAACAUCUGUUCCCACUGUGAUUGUCAGACCUGGAUAAACCCUUUUCAUGGGCAUUUGUCAUCACCUUCUCCGUGUUAUGAGAUAGGAAAUUCUUUUUUCCUCCAGAAGUAUAUUUUAAAUUUGAGCAUUUAUCAUGCAAAAACCAAACCCAUUGCCGUCGAGUUGAUUCCAACUCAGAGUGACCCUACAGGACAGAGUAGAACCGCCCCGUAGGGUUUCCAAGUCUGCCACAUCUUUCUCCUGCGCAGCAGCUAGUGGGUUUAAAUCACCAACCUCUCAUUAGCAGCCAAGCGCUUAACCGCUGCGCCACCAGGGCUUUUUAUUUAUCAUGCAUGUAAUGUAAAUCUAAUAGUACCACAGAUACUCUAGGAAGUUUAAAAAAAAAAAAAAAAGGCAUGAGUCUGCUACACUCUCAGACCCACAGAAUGAUUAUAAAAUGAUGAUGAACAUAUCACACUGUAGAGCCUAAGAGUGUAGACGCUAGUGAUACCAGUAGCGCUUAAUUUUUUCUUUCUGAAACUCCUUCAAAAUCACCUUCAGAACCUGCUGCUCAUUCUUUUUAAGUCAUGAGUGGUGCAAAUCUUCCUUUUAGGGUAAAUUUGGGUUUUGGAAACACUGAAUGUCUACUCUCAAGGUAACUCAUUAGGUUGGAGCUGAGGGGCUCAUCCUGGCACCUGCCUUCAAAGAACUUACUCCCAAGUGGAAAGAGUACAAUAAGGCAUAAUAAAUGUGCUCCGUGGGUUUACAAGUAGUAUGUGGCCAGAGGGAAGAGGAAGCCGCUGAUCCUGGUGGGCAUCAGAAGCAGUGUUGCAGAUCAGAGGUCAGCAAACUACAGCUGCCAACAGCUGCCUGCUUUUGUAAAAAAGUUGUAUUGGAACAGAGCCAGGCUCAUUUGUUUCUGUAUCGUCUGUGGUUGCUUUUGUGUUACAAUAACAGAACGACAGUUCAAAAAGCCUCAAAUAUUACUUGGCCCUUUACGGAAAGAGUCUGCCAACCCAUUCUAGACAAAAAAGGUCAAGAGAAUUGAGGACGUAGGGUGGGGAGGGUUGGCUCUUUUUUUACUUCAGUAUAUGUAUUUGGGAAAUCACAUUUUCCUACAUUGCCAAAAUAACAAAGGCUUAAAAUUAAUACUACAUCCUUAAUAAUAUAGAACCCAUAUUCAUAUUUCCCCAGUCAUCCCAAGAAAAGUCAUUUAUAGCUAGUUUUUGUUCAUACCUGGAGAGCCAUGCAUUACAUCAGGUUAUGUCUCUUAACUCUUUCACUCUCUCUGUCUGGAUUCCUGGAAUCACCUUAAUUUUGUGUAACACUAACUUGAAGAGAUUAGACUGAUGGAUUCUUCAGUGUCCUUUAGCUUGUUCCUCUAGCGUCUAUUUUUACUAUAAACAAAAUUAAAGUCUGGAGAAUUCAAAUUAAACAGUUCUGGGGAUUGAAUGAGCCCUGGUGGUGCAGUGAUUAAAGCGCUCGACUGCUAACCAAAAGGUCCGCAGUUCGAAAUUAUCAGUGGCUUGGAGAAAGAUGAGCACUCUGCUUCCUUAAAGAUUUACAGCCUUGGAGACCCUGUGGGGGCGCUGUAGCUUGGAAUCGACUGGAUGGCAGUGGGUUUGGUUUUGGUUUGGGGAUGGAACACAUCACAGGAGAGGUGUUCUUAUGUUGUGUGACAUUAGAAAAUAUGUGCAGUUGUCCCACCAUUAGUGUGAUGUCUUCAUUGUACAGUUGUAUGGAGAAACCUGGCUAGCUAGGCGGUGAGUAUGUGCCCCAAAAGGAGGGGGCUGUCGUGUCUUUCUCCUUCAGUGUUCCCUUCACCUUCACUUGUUUUUUUUUCAUGCUAUGAUCUCAGCCUAAAACACAGGUUGCAAAUUGGUGAACCCCAAGUUUUGUUUGUGACUAUUCUUACUAGUUUUCAAGAAACUCUGGAAAUGCUAAUGUUUAUGCUAAAUCUUGCAAUUUUUUAAUGUUGGCUCAAAUUUGUAAGAAAAAAAUGCUUUUGGGUAAAAAAAAAAAAUCUGGGGCCCACCAGUUUGCAACCUCUGUGUAGACUGAGAUCAUAGCAUGAACAAAAAUGAGUGAAGUGGAGGAUAAUGUUGAAGAGGGAAGAUAAUAGUGUAAUCGGGAACCCAGUUUGUUGAAGUAGUGGAAGAUAAGACCAGGGAUAAUUUGGGGCCAGUUCUUGGAAGGCCUUGAAUGUGUGGUAGAGAAUUUGGACUUUUAUCUUGCGGGUUUUUAGGAAGAGAAAGGACUUAUAACUUGUAAUUCUGAUGGCAUUGUGAAGAGAGGAAGAAACUGGUGGGAAUUCUAUCAGUAAGCUUUGCAGUAAUUCAUGCAAGAGAGGGCUUGAACUGAAAUAGAGCAGGAAAGGACGAGAUGGGGGGAAAAAUUGGUAGGUCUUACUCAUUAAAUUGAGUCAGCCAACAAUUAUAGCACAGCUGUCAUGUGCUGGGCAUGGUGCUAGGCAUUCUUCCAAGUAAGAAACUUGCAGAGUAAGACAUAGUAGGUGACAUACACUUUAAUAAAUAAUGAGAAAUAUAGAAUAAUUUGUUGCUAAUAGAUAUGGACCAAGUGUAAUGGGACAAUGAGGAGGAAAGUGGUUAACCACCUGGUGAGAUGCAGGAGGGAAGGCUUCUUAGAAAAAUCAGUGGAGCUGAGUUCUGAACAGCAUUGGACAUUGGCAGUAAAGGAGGUAAUGCCAACUGAACAUUUAUUGUGAGUCAGGCACUAUCCUAAGUAUUAAACAUUAACUUAGACAUCCCAACAACUUUUUAUAAAGAGGUACUAUUAUCCCCAUUUUCUAUGUGGGGACAAAAGUCAUAUAGUUAAUAAUCAGAACUGGGAAACCCAGAAGGCCAUUGCUGAGUCUUAGCUUGUAAUCACUGCACAUGACAAUGGGCACACAACCAGUGAUGAAUCACAGGUGAAGACCGGUGUUUCUGGUCUGUGUGGAUGAGAAGAUGGUGUCAUUAACCUGACAGGGAGAAGAGGAGGAGCAGGUUUUGGGGGUGAAGUAAUGAGCUCAUUUGGGGAACACUGAGUUGGAAGUGUUUAGCCAGAAAUGGAGAACAGUCUGGAGCUUAAGACCAAGAAGUUCAGACUAACAAUGUGGACAUGGGAGCUGUCUGCCCAGACGUGAUCAAGAAACUUUAGGAGUAAACACGAACACUAGAGGAGAAGGCUAAGGUUAGGACCUUGGAUUUCCAGAAGUAAUCUCGAACAAAACCUAGAAAGUAGAUGUAUGAUAAAGUUAGCUAAUGUUGUUUCAAGUAAUUUUGAAGUAAUGAAUCAUUGACAUGUGGCUCAUAAACUAGCUAUGAAGGAGUUCCAGAAACGUUUUGUGUAAUGACAUCACUCCCUGGAACAAGUGUAGGUGGAGAACAUUUCAGUCACAAGUCCUCUAAUGAUUUGCUUUACAGGAUAAACUGCAGAAAUCCAAGCCUCUUAAAAUUUGGAACAAGUCAACAACCUGGAAGGGGAUAAUAUUAAAUUCUUGUUAGAUUCCCGUCAUGUCAGCUUUUUUUAUACUAGUCACGUAGAAGCUGAAAAGAUCAUUAUGGGGUGGCAUUAGCUAGUUGCUUAUAAAGGUGAGGAGAAAGAAGGCAGGAAUUAGGCCAUCAUAUGGAAAUGACCAGCCUGAUUAUGCAGGUAUCUGACUGGGAAGAAUUAAGAAAUUAGGUGAGGGGAAAUGGGUAACUUUGGUUAGGCAGGGUAUGUUGGUGAAAGGAAUUUGUGUUUGAUCAGAUGGGGAGCUGAAGUUCCUGGGCAGGGGAAUAAUAUGACGAAACCAGUGUUUUAGAGCAAUCGCACCAGUUAGUAUAGGGUGGAUUUAAGUGAUGAAACUGGGGCACCUUAAAGGUCAUUGUAACAAAGACAUGAAUUAAGAUGAAACAAUAAUUGGUGAGUGAUAGGCACAGGAGAAAAGAAAAUGUCAGAUAAUUCUUAAGGUUAAACACUAGAAGAAACUGAGAGAAGAAAGGGUUCAAUAGAAAUGGAAAAGUUGAAAAUGUGAUUCUGGGAGAGAAAGAGAAGUUUUGCUUUCAUUUUAGGUGACAGUAGGCCAGCUCUGCAGACACACAGGCAACAGGAGAUACAGGAUCAUGGUUUAGCUGAGAGGUCAUGCCUGGAAAGGUGGCUUGAGAUAUUAGGAGAAGGGAGAAGAAUGGAGCUUUGGCAGACUUCACAAGAGGGAGAAAAUAAAUGAGGCAGAGAAGCAGUGUCCUGAGGAGAAAAUAAAAUGUCUUUGAGGCCUAAUGAGAGAUUUUUAAAAGAAAUUAUUUCAAACACAGGAAAAGAUCGAGAAGACUAUUGGAUUUGGUUGAUGGUUUCUAUUAAUGUCUAAAAAUUUUCAGGAGGCAGAAACCAGAUGACAGGGUAUUAAGGUUGCAUGGAGCUGGAGGCACAGCAUAUUUUAUUUGAAAAGGUAAGAAAGUAGACAACAACGUGGUGAUUUGGAAGUGUCAAGUGGAGGUGGGGUUUUGUUCUGAAUUCAUGAAAGCUUAAAUUAGCAGAGCAGGAGAAUUUGAAGGUGUUAUGAGAAGAAUGGUUAUGGAAGCUUCCUUAGGAGAUUGAAAUGAGCAGGAGUGCAAAGUGGAGAAGAUAACUUUAGGGCAGAUAAGGCCAAAUACUGUACACCAGGAACUAAAGAAUGCCAGUGAGUGGAAUGUAGUAAAUAUGUAAGAGUGGUGAGAGAAAGGGGGUGAGAUCAUGCAACACAACGAUACAGGGAUAGAGGAUUUGCUGGGGUGGAAGGGAAAGGGGGAAGGAGUCGUGGGUGGGCCAGGGGAAUCAUAAAAAUUUAAAAUUAUCUAUUGUAUAUGAAGGGAGAGGUGUUGGCCUCUAAUCUCCAGAAGUUACAGAGGAAGUACAUGAGAGUGAAAGGGAGAGUCUCCAAGUAACAACCUAUGCCAGACUCUCCUUCCCCAUCCAGAUCCUCCAUUUUGUAAGCCAUGGAUUCCUCCUUUCUCUCUGCACAACAGCAUUAUUGGUUGCCCUCUGCUGGUCAGUUUUGGUAUUGGCUCUCCAGGUAUUUAAAUCUGAGUGCAUGCACAAAAAGAGAUUUGCUAGGAAGUAGAAUACUGAGUUUAUUACUACUACUGAGCCUAUUAAUUCACUCAGUACGUAUUACAUCAUAUCUAUGUAUAAGGCCAUUUAGAUGAGAUACAAAGAAAAUAUAAAGCCUUCUCAAAAAGCUUAUAAUCUAGUCUGAGUCAAGAUUAAAACAUGUACACAUAAUUCUCAGUUCACUGUACUGUGGUGGCUUACAUGCUGCUAUAAUGCUGUAAGCUAUACCACUGGUAUUUCAAAUACUAGCAGGGUCACCCAUGGUGGACAAGUUUCAGCAGAGCUUCCAGAUUAAGACAUUGGGAAGAAAGGUCUGGAAGUCUGCUGCUGAAAAUUAGCCAAUGAAAACCUCAUGGAUCACAACAGAACACUGUCCAACUCACUUGCUUUGGACAUGUCAUCAUGAAGGAUCAAUUGCUAGAGGAUGAUGUUUGGUGAAGUCGUGAAAUAGAGGGCCAACAAGGGUAUAAGAGACCCUUGGUGAGAUGGAUUGGCACAACAGCUGCAAGGAUGGAUUCAAACAUGCUGGCUGUUGUAAGGAUGACACAGGACUGGGCAACAUUUGUUCUGUUGCACAUGGGGUCGCCAUGAGUCGGAGGGGACAGCAACUAACAACAACAACAUGUAACUACUGUAAAAAAAUCCAUUUAUUCAACAGUUUUUUAAUUGAAUGGCUUAUAUGUGCCAGAGUUUAUAGUCUACCGUUGCAUUCCACCGGGGAAAAAAGACUUUAAAUAAUAGGGCAUAGGAUGUGAUGAGCAUAGGUAGUCCGGAGAACCAACAUUUAAGUGGAGACUGAGUAGAAGGUGAGGAUGAGAAAAAGCAUUUCAGGCAGAGAACAGUGUGAACAAAGCCAUGUACCAGGAACUUAAAGAAUGCCAGUAGCCCUCACAAUUAUCCUUACUUCCAGAUAAAGGCCCAGAGAGGUUAAGUAUCUUGCUCUAGUAAGUGGUGGGCCCAGCCUACAAGCACUCUUAAGUGGACAGACCUGAGACAUAUUUAAUCAAACCCAAAACCAAGUCCACUGCCAUUGGGUUGGUUCCAACUCAUAGCGACCCUAUAAGGACAGGGUAGAACUGCCUCAUGGAGUUUCCAAAGCUGUAAAUCUUUAUGGAAGCUGACUGCCACAUCUUUCUCCCACAGAGCAGCUGGUGGGUUUGAACCACCAACCUUUUGGUUAACAUCUGAGCCUUUAACCACUGCACCAUGAGGGCGUCUGUUGAGAGAUAUUUAGAAAGUAGGAUAUACAGACUUCAGACAGAGCCCUGGUGGUGCAGUACUUAAGAACUAGGCUGCUAACCAAAAAGUCGGCAGUUCAAAUCCACCAGGCACUCUCUGGAAACUGUGGGGCAGUUCUACUCUGUCCUAUAUGGUUCCUAUGAGUCAGAAUCGACUAGAGGAAAAUGGGUUUGUUUUUUUGGUAUGUCCAUACGUAUUUAUUUUGCAGAGGUCUGUCAAGCGAGAUGUCCUGCA